Molecule: messenger RNA, 288 nt
Organism: Colletotrichum destructivum
Lineage: Eukaryota; Fungi; Ascomycota; Sordariomycetes; Glomerellales; Glomerellaceae
Product: Putative gamma-crystallin
Exons: 3
Coding region: 1-288 (95 amino acids)
Source: RefSeq, a predicted model, not a curated record
AUGAAGUCACUUGCCGUUAUGGCUGUCGCGCUGCUAGGCCUCGCCAGCGCUGUCAACGUUGACAUCUGUAAACACCAGACUAAGGGAGACUGCGUGACGAUUGACGUCAAUGGGUGUACAAACUUCCCAGGUGGCUGGAACGACCAAGUUAGUUCGGUCGACACAGGCGCUGCUGAGUGCGUCUUCUAUGAGAACGGAAGCUGCGGAGGUGGCGCCUGGACGACCAGAGGAAGGCAGAACACGAUUCCUGGCAACUGGAACGACAAGUUCAGCUCCGUCCGCUGCUAG